UCCUCUGUCUGCUGCAAUCAGCGAUAUUCUAUCAUGUAACUCACGUACAUGCAAAAAUUUUCUUUCUCUUGGCUGUGUCCCAGAGAGGAGUCUUAUUGCUGUACGAAACUGCGUUAAGUUUCUCUUCGGAGAUAAGUGCAGGAAGAAGCGAGUUUCUUUUGACAAAGUGAGUUUCUCUUGCGUUUGAAAUCAACCAGAUGUGGAAAGCGUGAUCUACAGAACCUAUGUAGCGGCGAAAGGAACAGGAACGUGUUUGCAUUUUGUAGGGAAAUUGUCUACUUUCUCCACUAGAUGACGCAUGAUUCAAAGAUCAGACGAGCAAAGAGGAAAUUUUUCGAUGAAUCAAGUUAAAAUAAAGUUUUUAAGGAGGACUUCAUAGGCCUGCAUAACUCAGCUGACUGAAUGCUUUAUUCAUUGUCAUGGAGGCAGCUGAUCUUGUAUCGUAGAAAAUUAAUUUUGUCCGCUCAGUGAGGGAUGUGCAUGCAUGUACAUUAUGGCUUACAAAUUACCAACACGGUAUUUUAUGCUGUGUUCUUUUAUGAUUCUGAUGUUUUGGGUGUUAUUAAACGUGGUUUCUUUUAUGUAUUUGGGGUCGAACGAUAAAUAUUUAACCAAAGGAUACGGUAGACAUCUUCAAAACGACAGCCCGUCGGACGAUUUCGAGAGAGAGAUGAUAGCGCAAGAGAAGGACCCUAGCACUUUGGGUUUAAUUCGAAAUAAGGAGGAUCAGAGAAUUAGAGAAAACGGUUACGAGAAACACGCUUUUAAUGAACUUGUUAGCAACAGAUUGGGGUUUUACCGUGAAAUACAGGACACUAGACACGAAUUGUGUAAAUCAAUGACAUACUCUUCAAAUCUACCAUCAGCCAGUAUUAUCAUUUGCUUUCACAAUGAAGCAUGGUCAACAUUAUUGAGAACUGUACACAGUGUCUUGAACAGAACAGCGGAAAAUCUAGUUCAUGAAAUAAUCUUAGUUGAUGACCAUAGCAGCUUAGAAACAUUGAAAGAUGAACUUCAAAAUUAUGUAAAAAAAUUACCAAAAACCAAACUAUUGAGGACAGCUCGACGUGAAGGACUCAUUAGAGGGCGAAUGAUAGGAGCAAAGAAUGCAAUUGGUGAAGUGCUAGUAUUCUUGGACAGUCAUUGUGAAGUGAAUAAAGAUUGGCUUCCACCACUUCUGGAGAGGAUAAAAAAAAAUCCAACUACAGUUGUUUGUCCAGUGAUUGACAUGAUUAAUGCGGACACCUUUGAUUACCAGUCCUCUCCCUUGGUGAGAGGCGGUUUCAACUGGGGUCUUCAUUUUUCUUGGGAGCCUGUGCCCAAGCAUUUGCUUGUGAAGCCUGAUGACUAUGUUCUGCCCAUUAGAUCACCUACCAUGGCUGGAGGCUUGUUUGCCAUGGAUCGUAAUUAUUUCAAUCAGCUCGGUCAAUAUGAUGAAGGAAUGAAUAUUUGGGGAGGUGAAAAUCUGGAGAUCUCAUUUAGGGACAUUCCUGGACAGUCAAGUGAAAAGCAAGCCUCUGCUUUGCUACGCAAUUGCAAAGAGACCCAUGCCAAGGUUUGGUCUCUCAAUCAAGACAAUGAAUUGAAAGUGGAUCGCUUGCUCUGCCUUGAGGUAACCAGACAUGAGAUGUUGAAAGUUAUGAAAUGUCAUGGACAAGGAGGAGCUCAAGAAUGGCGGCAUAAUAAGACUCUGCAGUUGUACCACAGAGCAUCUGGUUUGUGUAUGAUGUCUACCAAAAAAUCAACUGUGAAGAUGGAAAUCUGUGAUGAUAGCCUCACCCAGAAAUGGUACUUCACAACUGACUAAGGAGGAGAAACUGAAUUAAAGAAGUCAGGCAAACUCAUCUGUGGGAGAGUAUGUGAUAUCUUGAAAUAAUGUCAAGCUGAUAUAAGGUGGAAACCCAUGUUAGCUGUCAGACUAUUUUUCACCAGCUAUGUUUUGAAUUGUGAUUAAAUAGAAAAUGAGUAUUUUUUAAAUGAUUCUAAUAUCAAUGUAUGGCCAAAGAAAAGUUUCUCAAAUAUGUCCCAGAAUGCUGUAAAUCAUAUCUCAUCACUUUACUAUUUAUUGAUAUUGUGAGAAAUUACUUUUUUUGGUCAUUCCUGUUUGUGAAGGAGUUUAAAGAGGUUACAAUAGGCUUAACUCUUUAACUCCCAGAUCAAAUUUGUAAUUCUCCUUACUGUUAACAAUACAAUUCUUAUGUUAGUUCAGAGAAUUUAGUUCUGGAUCAACUAAUCAUCCCCAAAAUUAUAUAUUUUUCUUUAUUCUCAUUUCUUAUCUAUUAGAUGUUGUAUUGAUAUUGUAAGGAGAAAUUCUGUCUUGGUCACUCAUGAGAGUUAAAUGGUUAAGAUAACACUUUUGAACUGGCUCACUAAUUUUAUAUUCAGACUUCCAAUUAAGUGGCCUUUCCCUUCAAGGUUACCUGGACAUCUUGAUGUAAAACAUGGAUACUGGCUCAAAAACUGAAAAAUUGUAAACAAGUCUACAGACUAUAAAAUGUAAAUUUAAGGAUCUCAUGGUUAUAUUUUUGUCCAAGAAAAAAGAACUUGAAAAAAUUUGUUCCCUUCAAUUUCUACACAAAAAAUGACAUUGAAAUUUACCGCAAAGUUCUCUUUUCUCUAUUGAACAUUAUGAUGUAAAUAAUUUAUCAUUUUAUGCUUAAUUCAUGGAAGGAAAUUAUUGACUGUAAAUUGUAUUCUAUUUAUCAAUGUUACACAAUCAUAUUUUCAACAUGGAUUAGGCAGUAAUUAAUUUUAACUCAAGAUGCUUGUUUAUUAUGUAAUAAAUAUUUGCUCUGCUAAAUCUGUUUUGAACAAA
Pocillopora damicornis (cauliflower coral) is the source of this 2815-nucleotide messenger RNA. Its product is annotated as polypeptide N-acetylgalactosaminyltransferase 11. Gene Ontology annotation, biological process: regulation of Notch signaling pathway; protein O-linked glycosylation. The record is from RefSeq and is a predicted model, not a curated record. Gene Ontology annotation, cellular component: Golgi apparatus. Lineage: Eukaryota; Metazoa; Cnidaria; Anthozoa; Scleractinia; Pocilloporidae. Gene Ontology annotation, molecular function: Notch binding; polypeptide N-acetylgalactosaminyltransferase activity.